This is a messenger RNA of Oreochromis niloticus (Nile tilapia), 2799 nucleotides long. Its product is annotated as inter-alpha-trypsin inhibitor heavy chain H3. The record is from RefSeq and is a predicted model, not a curated record. NCBI's taxonomy places the organism in Eukaryota, Metazoa, Chordata, Actinopteri, Cichliformes, Cichlidae. Bases 90 to 2630 code for a protein of 846 amino acids. The transcript is spliced from 19 exons.
AAAAAACACUGUGUGCAUAAUAACGCUGUCCUUGUUUAAGUUCAAAAGAGCGUUUCAGCUGCUUUGCUGGUAGUUUGGUUAGAGGCAUCAUGGGGAGAGCUGUGGUGCAAAUCACACUCAUAGGACUCCUUUUUGCUUUGGCCUCCACACUGCCAAACAAGGAUGACUGGGACAUCUACAGCUUUCACAUUAACUCCACAGUGACCAGUCGUUAUGCCACCACUGUCAUCACAAGCCGUGUGGCCAAUCGUAUGGACGAAUCAAAGGAAAUUGAAUUCCAUGUUCGGCUUCCCAAGAAUGCCUUCAUCAGUAAAUUUCGAAUGUUUAUCGAUGGCCAAGUUUAUGAUGGUGUUGUGAAAGCUAAGGAGCAAGCUCAGCAGCAGUACACUGAAGCUGUGUCCCGUGGUGAAAGUGCUGGACUUGUCAGUUCUGUAGGAAGGACUCUGGAGGAAUUUAAAACCUCUGUAACUGUGGCUGCUCACAAAAAGGUCACUUUUGAACUCACAUAUGAGGAACUGAUGAAACGCACACAUGGCAAGUACGAGCUGCAAAUCCAUGCUCGACCCAUGCAGCCUGUCAGAGACUUCAAGGUGGAUGUGCACAUUCACGAGGAAGCUGGCAUCAGUUUCAUUGAUGUGAAAGGAGGCCUGAGCACCAAAGCCCUCGCUAACGCCAUCACCAAAACACAUGCAGAUAAACAGGCGUGGGUGUAUUUCUAUCCAACAGUCGACCAACAGAAAAUGUGUGACAGCUGUGGAGAUCAGGGUAUGAAUGGAGAUCUGGUUAUUGUUUAUGAUGUUAACAGGGACAAUGGACUGGGACACAUCAAGAAAUCUGACGGGUACUUUGUUCAUCAUUUUGCUCCAUCUGAUCUUCCUCGGAUACCAAAAAACGUCGUCUUUGUUAUUGAUCAAAGUGGCUCAAUGCAUGGCAGAAAAAUUGAGCAGACUAGGACUGCAUUAGUCCACAUUUUGAAUGAUCUGGCAGAAGAUGAUCACUUUGGUCUGAUCACUUUUGAUGACAGAAUUUCUUACUGGAAGCGAGAACUCGUUCAGGCCAACAGCAAAAACCUGGAAAGCGCCAAAAACUUUGCACGCAAUAUUCAAGACAGAGGAUCCACAGACAUAAAUAAAGCAGUGUUGCAAGGAGCACGUAUGCUGAAUGCACAUAACAGAGAAGGUUCAGCAUCUAUCCUUAUACUUCUCACAGAUGGAGACCCAACCUCAGGGGUGACAAAUCUGGAGAAAAUCCAGUCAAAUGUAAGACAGGCUAUUGCAGGCAAAUUCCCACUGUACUGUCUUGGUUUUGGUUUUGAUGUUAAUUUUAAUUUCCUUGAGAAAAUGUCGCUGCAAAAUAAUGGUGUGGCACGGCGGAUAUAUGAAGACUCUGAUGCUGAUUUACAGCUGAAGGGUUUCUAUGAAGAGGUGGCCACACCUCUACUGACAGAUGUGACAAUGAUCUAUGUGGGUGGGACCAAUCUAACCCAGACUAACUUCAGUCACUAUUAUAAUGGUUCUGAGAUUGUGGUGGCCGGUGAGAUCACAGAUAAUAACAUUGAAACCUUCACCCCUCAAGUUGUGGGCAUUUCAAGUAAUAGAAGAAUAAUAUUCUCUAACCCAAGUGAAACCGUGGAAUCCACUGGAACAGUGUCUGAUGACCGUCUCCAGAGGGUUUGGGCAUACCUCACAGUUAAACAGCUUCUGGACAAAGAGCUUCAAUUAUCUGGACCUGAGAAAGAGAAAGUGAAGAAGGAAGCUAUGGCGCUGUCACUGAAGUACAGCUUUGUGACUCCUCUCACAUCUAUGGUGGUCACAAAGCCUCCAGGAGAGAACACAGAUGUGCUUCAUAAACCCAAGGAAGGUGAAACAUCACAGAGAUGGCCGUCGCCAGGAGGUCAACCCAAUUUAGCACACCUUACUCCUGCUAGUGGUUAUAGAGUGCGGGUGGUUCCGUUUGCUGAUUUCGACAUGUCUUAUGAUUUCGAAACUGCAGCUCCUCUUCUCCACAGGUUUUUGUUCAACUCAACUGGGAAUCAGACUGUUCCACUCUGCUUUGACUUCAGUGGAGCUAUAAUCCUUAAACUAUUUCACCACCCCAGCAGAGACCUGUCUGUUAAUGGUGAGCUAGAUUCAAUUGCAAACGGAGGUUUCAGUAAAAUUUUUAUACACCUCAAAACUCACCAGCAUGUUGAGGUUGACGCUGAAUCACAGAGGGUCACUGUACGAGAUGGACAGACAGUGACAUAUCAAGCUGCUGGACAGGAUCCCUCGACAGUUGGCAGUGUUACAGUGACUGUGUACAACACUGAAAUUCACAUUGCAGCUGAAGACAUUCUCCUGGUCAUCUCACAACAUGAGAAAAAUGGCCAAAGACUCCUUUGGCCAGUUUUAAGACAGCAACCCUCAACCAACAACACCGAAGGACUUUUAGCUGUAAAGCCAGCAGUGUAUGAGGUGGUGCAGCAAGUUCCUGUCACAAAACUAAAGAUUAAAAACCAAGAGACAGAUGUUACAAGUGACAGCGCUAUUGACUACAGCACCGACCCUCCUGUCACAAAGAACUGCUGGCUUAUGCCUGCUGACUCUGCCCUGCAGAGACCACUGGCAGAUUUUUUCAUGGCACAACUUUAAGUGUGAACUAUGCUGAAUUACUAGAAAAUAUGUGGUUUAAAAGUAGAGAAAACAUUAUUAAUUAUUAUUAUUAUUAUUAUUAUUAUUAUUAAUAAUAAUAAACUUAUUGUGGAAAAUGUCCUUCCACCUGUUAAAAUGAACAAAUAAAGUAUCCCAGAUUGCAGAAUGA